AUGUCACUGGAGCCGCCCACCUACCUCAGCUCUCUCCAGAACAACAUCCGGGCUCGCCCAAUCCCGUGGGAGGGCGCCGUGCGGGCGGGUAACAUCACCGAUGACCACCUGAAGAAGAUCAAAGCCGUCGACAAGGUGCGCCCGGAGCAGCGGCGCCAGACAAUUGGGGAGGACCUUCCCGGUUAUACCAGCCUGCUUGCUGGCGGCGCGGGGGGCAAGAGUAUCCUGGAGUUGGCCGCUCGACGCACCGAUAUUGUGCAGUAUAUCCUGGUACUGGCAUCGGACCUGAUCCAGGAUGUCCCCUCUCUCGCCGAUGCUCUGAUCGCACACCCAGAACCCUACAAGCCCUUCCUGCCGUUCCUGCAACACUCGACCAACACCGAGGACCCGAUCCCGCUGCUCACGUCGACUUUCCUCACAGCUCUGGUGUCGCACAGCCUCGUCGCCUCGUCCAAACCCGCCGCCAGAGAUGAAGAAGCUCUGUCACAGCUGUACACCUAUCUCUCCACCUUGACCAAGAACCAAGAUAGUGGCCUGCAGGACAUUGGCGUCCAGGGGUUUUCAGAGCUGUUGCGGAAGACACGAUCUCGGGAGAUCUUUUGGGCCCAGCGCCAGCAGACCCUAGAACCUUUGAUCGACACGCUCCGUGCGGCAGCAGGGGCCAAAGAUAAUGGGAGUACUUUGGGUAGCGGCACUCGCAGUGUCGAGCCCGGGCUGUCCGGUGGUGUCGGUCUGCAGCUGCUCUACCGUGUUCUCCUGGUGAUUUGGCAGCUUACGUUUGAGGGUGCGCUGGUGGGGGAUGAGUUGCAGGAGAACUACGAGAUCGUCCAACUAUACACCCACCUGCUGCGACUCUCGCCCAAGGAGAAGACAACUCGUCUCCUCAUCGCGACGCUAUACAAUCUGUGCUCCAGCAACCGGACUACAAUACUGCCCAUCGCCGUCUUUGUUCGCUUGCCGGCUCUGCUGAGCAAUCUUUCUGGCCGCCACCUGACCGACCCCGAUCUCCUCGAGGACCUGAGUGCGCUGUCGACGAUGUUGGACGAAUACACCAAGACGCAAACUACCUUUGACGAGUACGCCGCGGAAGUUCAGUCGGGCCACCUGCGCUGGUCGCCUCCCCACAAGAACCCGACGUUUUGGAAGGACAACGCCCGCCGAAUCCUGGACGAAUCGAACGGCGCGCUGCCCAAGAAACUCGCGGAGAUUCUGGGCAAGGACUGGGACAAUGACAAGCAGGUGUUGGCGAUUGGGUGCAAUGAUGUGGGACACCUGGUCAAGGAGCUGCCGGAGCGGCGCAUGCAGUUGGAGCGCCUGGGCCUGAAGACGCGGGUGAUGGAGCUGAUGGCGGACAAGGACGAGUCGGUGCGCUGGGAGAGUCUGCGGGCCGUGGGCGAGUGGCUGCGGUAUACAUUCGACGGGUGA
This is a messenger RNA of Penicillium riverlandense, 1425 nucleotides long. RefSeq names its product H(+)-transporting V1 sector ATPase subunit H. The record is from RefSeq and is a predicted model, not a curated record. NCBI's taxonomy places the organism in Eukaryota, Fungi, Ascomycota, Eurotiomycetes, Eurotiales, Aspergillaceae. Gene Ontology annotation, molecular function: proton-transporting ATPase activity, rotational mechanism. The transcript has 2 exons. Bases 1 to 1425 code for a protein of 474 amino acids. Gene Ontology annotation, biological process: proton transmembrane transport. Gene Ontology annotation, cellular component: fungal-type vacuole membrane; vacuolar proton-transporting V-type ATPase, V1 domain.